Messenger RNA from Fonsecaea erecta, 1464 nucleotides. RefSeq lists its product as hypothetical. Gene Ontology annotation, biological process: cytoplasm to vacuole targeting by the Cvt pathway; autophagy. The coding region runs from base 1 to 1464 and encodes 487 amino acids. The record is from RefSeq and is a predicted model, not a curated record. Gene Ontology annotation, molecular function: phosphatidylinositol binding. The transcript is spliced from 2 exons. Lineage: Eukaryota; Fungi; Ascomycota; Eurotiomycetes; Chaetothyriales; Herpotrichiellaceae. Gene Ontology annotation, cellular component: phagophore assembly site.
AUGGAUGACCACGGCGAGUUCGACAGCGUCUCAUGGCAGAGAGAAGAUACACCAGAGGGGGAACCCUCAGCCCCGUUUCCUGGCAAUUUGCCCGACAGGUCCGUCAGCGGCCCACGCAGCGACAGCAUAUCCAGCGAACCACAGGCUGGUGAACAUGCGGACAACGUCGACUUGGGCGGCAUAGGUCGCGACGGUAUCUUGGAAGUUACUGUCGACACCCCGCUCAAGGAGAACGAUGGCACAAAAGAUGCAUAUGUUUCGUACCUGGUCACCACUCAUACCGACUUCAAGUCCUUUCAAAGAACCGAUUUUGCUGUCCGGCGACGUUUCACAGACUUUGUCUUCCUCCGGCAGACCCUGCACCGAGACUAUCAAGCCUGCGCCAUCCCUCCUUUGCCUGAAAAGAACAAUAUGGCCUAUGUUCGCGGAGACCGGUUUAGUACAGAGUUCACCCAACGCCGGGCCUGGUCAUUACACCGCUUCCUCAAAAGGUGCACUCUGCACCCGGUAUUACGGAGAGCUCCCAUACUGCUGUUAUUCCUAGAAACAGGAGAUUGGAAUGCACAGAUGCGAAUGAGGCCAUCACGGAGCAACACGCUGGGCGAAAGCAGCGCGAGUAACGCGACGGCUCCGUCAGGGUUCUUCGAUAACGUCGCGGACACCAUGUUAAACGCCUUCUCCAAAGUCCACAAGCCCGACAAGCGGUUUAUUGAGGUCACCGAACGUGCCAACAAACUCGAUGAAGACUUGUCGCACGUGGAGAAGAUCAUCGCCCGCGUCGCUCGCCGAGAAGGGGACCUUGAGGUGGACUAUGCCGACCUUGCCAACAACAUGCGCAGACUGACCCCAUUAGAACCAGCAAUUGAAGCUCAGCUGCAAACCUUUGCUGGCUGUGUGGAAGAAUCGUCGAGAGGGUGGAAACAACUGAAGGACCACACCGAUCAAAACUACCUGGGAAGUCUCAGAGAUAUGGAAGCAUACAUCAACUCGGUCAAGUCGCUCCUCAAGACGCGCGAGCAAAAACAACUCGACUUUGAGGGACUCACGGAUUACCUCCAAAAGGCCACCUCGGAACGCGAUAUGUUGGCCUCCAACAACCCUUAUUCCCACGGCAGUAAUCUGAACCCGGCAAACUUCAUCCGCAGCAAAGUCGAAGACAUGCGGGGGGUCGACCAUGAAACCGCUCGCCGCGAACGCGCCCGCAAACUGGAACUCAAAAUUGCAGAACUCAACCGAGAAGUUGACAGCGCAAAAUCCACGAGCGAAAUGUUUGAUGAGCAGGUGGUCCGUGAAGUUGCGGAUUUCGAGAGGAUCAAGGGAGUGGAGUUUCGGGACAGCCUGGGGGCUUUGGCGACCCAGCAUAUGGAGUUUUACCAAAAUGUCAUCUCGACGUGGGAGAGGUUCCUGGUCGAUAUGGAUGCCGAUAAACACAUUCACAAAGACAAGGGGAGAGCAGCGGCAUAG